AUGACAACUAGUAAGCAUAUUUUUAUACCUAAUCCAGAUGACUCUGGCACUGAUGGAGAUAGUUCGUCAGAUACUGACAAUUCUGAAUCAGAACUACCUGAUGAAGACAAUUCUGAAUCGGAAAUUCAUGUACCAAAUGUCUCAUAUCGAUCUGUUUUUGAAAGUUAUACAGAAAAACAAAAACUGUUAGAGCCAAAUCAUACUUUUUCGUGGUGUGAAGGAGAAAAAGUUUACUCUGUAGAUUUGAAAGAUCAAUUGUUAUUGCCUGAUUCCGUAAAGCAGAAAAUAUCUUCAAUGUCACACGUGGAACUGUUCGAAAUCUUUUUCUCUGAAGAAAUAAAAAAUUAUAUUACUCAAGCCAGUGAAGAAAAUGAUUUGAAAUUAUCUUCAAAAGAACUCAACACAUUCAUAGGAAUAUUAUUAUUAUCAUCUUACAAUAUUCGAAAGAAUCAAAGAGAGUAUUGGGAAACCGACCCUCUCGAAAACUGCUCUGCUGUUUCAUCAGCGAUGACACGCGAUCGGUUUAGUGAAAUAAAAUCUAAAAUAAAAUAUUCAAAACCUACUGACAAAAAUGAUAAUGAUAAAGCUUGGAAAGUCCGUCAUAUUUUGGAAUUGUUUAGGACCAAAAUUAAACAAUUUGGAUAUUUUUCAACUGCUCUUUCCAUUGACGAAAUGAUGGUUAGAUUUUUUGACCGAUACAGGAUCAAACUCUGGGCCUUGUGCGGAGCAAAUGGAUAUAUAUUCAACGUUGAUAUUUAUUGUGGUAAGAACGAUACAAGCAUUGGGAUAAAUUUAUCCGCAUGUCCACUUGGCUCCAGAGUUGUAUUACAAAUGGUUAAUCCACUUCUACAUAGCUUUUCAAAAAGAAAAUUGUCUGACUAUCAUGUCUAUUUUGAUAACUAUUUCACUACUCCUGAUUUAGUCGUUCACUUGAACAAAUGUGGUUUACGAUCUACAGGAACUGUUCGUAAAGAUAGAGUGAAACAAAAACAUGAUUUUGAAAAAAAAGCACCACGAGGAACGAACAAAGCGAGUUAUGAUCGUAAUAGUGGAAUGAAUCUCAUCAGUGUAGUUGACUCAAAAGAAGUUUCUAUUCUUUCUACGGCAGCUGACGUCACUCCUUUGGAGCCAAUGGAAAGAUAUUCGAGAACUGCUAAGAAAAGAUCAAAAUUGGAAUUCCCUUGUGCUUUUUCUUAA
Phymastichus coffea is the source of this 1197-nucleotide messenger RNA. RefSeq names its product piggyBac transposable element-derived protein 2-like. The transcript is spliced from 2 exons. Bases 1 to 1197 code for a protein of 398 amino acids. The record is from RefSeq and is a predicted model, not a curated record. NCBI's taxonomy places the organism in Eukaryota, Metazoa, Arthropoda, Insecta, Hymenoptera, Eulophidae.